Messenger RNA from Halichondria panicea, 2187 nucleotides. Its product is annotated as mucin-2-like. The record is from RefSeq and is a predicted model, not a curated record. The coding region runs from base 117 to 2072 and encodes 651 amino acids. The transcript has 2 exons. Lineage: Eukaryota; Metazoa; Porifera; Demospongiae; Suberitida; Halichondriidae.
UUACUCAGCACAACCAUCAAAGGUCAAAGUGCAUAAUUACUUUUUGUGCUGUUAUUAUAGUUUCAAGUAAGUAUAUUAAAUUAUAUAGUCUACACAGUCUUGAAAAGCAGUUCACUAUGCCAGUUAUAGCAAAGACCGAGUACCUACUGAGCCCAGAACAUCUCCUAUCUCGACAUCAACAUCAUGUGUCAGGAUUUCACCAGACACCCACACUGCCCCAUUCAAUCUUAUUGAACGGCAAUACACUGAAUCGUUCUCUCUUCAUCUUCCGUACUCACCACAGGGCCUGUGCAGAGAGGAGAAAAAUUGGUCUUAGCUAUGAGUUACAAGUGGAAGCUAUCCGGACUGGCAAGUUUCUAGAGAAGAUUGACUGCCCACCAACCACAACCAAACACACUCAUUCCACUACCAAAGAACCAGAGAAACACUCACAAACUGACCAGGAGACCACUUGUGGGACAAAACCUGAACCAAUGGAUACUCAUCCCUUCAAACAUUCUCCUCUGAGUCCACUGACCAAUCCAAUCUGUCCACAUAAACCACAUGAUUGCUCCACUGACACCAAGCCGAACUUAAACUGUUCCACUGACUACAACACUGCAAUGUUAUACAAUAUGAACGGUGAACGACUAACUGGAAAAACUUAUAAUCACAGCGGCCUUGAAAAUAGAGUAUUAGUAAAAACUGAACCUGGCACUGAAGAAGCCACACCACAUCAUUGUGCAUCACCAAUAGAAAAUCGACCAACAAAACCGACUACUCUGAUUCCAAGAGGAAAGAACAACACUGGUCCCCCCAGAACAAAACGGAGAAGAUACUCCAUCUCAACAUCUGUCACUCCUCUAUCCUCAAGCUACUCUGACGAUGCUGGGGAUGAUCUGAGCCUGUCUGCUGAGGACUGUAUAUCUGGAGUAAUCAGUACACCCCAUAUCAAGCCACUAGAGGAAGGAGAUGACAUACUAACAACACCAUCACCAGCCACAACACCAACACUCAGUAGAAACAAGACGAAUGCGCACAGAACUAAAAGUACUAGUGCAAGAGCUACUCCCUCACCUCCCAAUCCCAAUGCACUUUCACGCUCGGGGGCAGAGAGUAACAGCAAAUUAACUGUGAAAGGAGAUUUGGUACAAGACUUAGAUGAAUUCACAAAAAUUAUGGAGAUGGUCACAAAAGAACAGCUAGCCAAAGAAAGACAAGCCACAAUCUCAACAACUCAGCAACAAAUGAACAUAACUUCUCAAAGAGCUCGACGAAUGACGUCACCUCCCCCCUACUACCCUCCUGGAGCCCAGCCCAUCAAUGGAGGACCACCCGUAUCGCAAACAAACUAUUUAAUGCAGCCACAAUUCAAGUAUCCAGUGACACCAGUUCCAAGAAGGGUAUCGCUACCUGAUGGAACUCUAGAGAACAGGCCACUUGCUCGACCUCACUCUCUAGAAAUGCAUAAGAAUCCACGACCUGUGGCUUUGUCUGGAAUUUCUCCCCAUUUGGAUAGCUCAGAAUUGAUGAGUCCCGCGCUUUUGUCGACACCUCGUACUUCUACUCCUGGCUACCCUGACCAUCCAGGACACUACUCUGUGACUGCACCUGAACACACAACAAUGAUCACACAGCCUCCGUGCACACCAACCACCCCUCGUGGCAACUUUUCUGCUUUUUCAAAUCAACAACUAUUAAAAUCCCCUACUCAAGCUCGCCCGUUUUUCCCACAAAAUGGAACCUCUUACCAAUAUCAACGAAAACACUCUUUGCCGGCUGGUUUACCUAACUCGACACCGUGGUCUCAAGCACAGCAAACUCACAACUCCCCACAACAAAAUGAAGCCUGCCUACCCAGAGUCCAUCCUGGCCUGGAGACGAUCACUUCCCACAAGCGACCCCCAACACAAGGCCAGGCCUGGGUCACUGGAGGACAAAUGCGAGAAAUGUCUCUGACAUUGCCGCAGUUCUCAAACCACUAUUCUGUAGUUGAUACUACUCCUGUCCCUAAUACAGGUCUUCCUCCAACCCCUAUGUUGAACUAUCACAAUCACUCAACUCUCUCUUACAGUCGCCAUCACCCACUUUGAUUUGUCUGUUCCUCUAUAAAAUUAUAUAUAGCUAUCAGAUUUUUAGAAUUCUAUUCAUGAGUUUAUCUGUUACCCUGUGAAAUACAAUGUAAAGUUUUGAGGUUUUUCUUACAAA